Penicillium verrucosum is the source of this 2058-nucleotide messenger RNA. RefSeq lists its product as uncharacterized. Gene Ontology annotation, molecular function: carbohydrate:proton symporter activity; methylated-DNA-[protein]-cysteine S-methyltransferase activity. The coding region runs from base 1 to 2058 and encodes 685 amino acids. Gene Ontology annotation, biological process: carbohydrate transport; DNA repair; transmembrane transport. The record is from RefSeq and is a predicted model, not a curated record. Lineage: Eukaryota; Fungi; Ascomycota; Eurotiomycetes; Eurotiales; Aspergillaceae. The transcript is spliced from 8 exons. Gene Ontology annotation, cellular component: membrane.
AUGAGUGACAAAAUCCCUUCAUGGAAUGUCGUCCACAAGCUGGAGAAGCGACAGCUUCUCAUCGGGAUUAACUGCGUUGCUGGGUUGUCUAUUUUGUUCUUCGGAUACGACCAAGGAAUGAUGGCUGGUGUAAACAAUGCAAAGGAUUAUAUUGAUCUUAUGGGAUUCGGUUAUACUGAGGUAGUGGACGGAGAGGUAACCCCGGUGGUCACAAAUUCCCUCCUGCAAGGUGGGAUUGUAUCGGUCUACUACCUGGGAACCCUUUUCGGCGGAUUACUUGGUGGCUGGCUUGGAGACCGCACGGGAAGAAUCAAGACCAUUGCAGCGGGUGCUCUAUGGGCUAUUCUAGGCGCCGCUCUGCAAUGUUCUGCACAAAACCACAAUUGGAUGAUUUGCGCACGCUUCGUUAAUGGUAUUGGAACUGGAAUUUUGAACGCUAUCGUCCCUGUCUGGGCUACGGAGACGGCCGAACACACCUCGCGCGGACAAUUCAUUGCUAUUGAAUUCACGCUAAACAUUUUCGGUGUUGUGUUGGCCUAUUGGCUGGAGUUUGGUCUGUCUUUCAUUGACAACGGAGAGUCAGCCUUCCGCUGGAGAUUCCCUAUCGCAUUCCAGAUCGUCUUCCUCCUAGUCCUCUUUGCGGCUGUCUGGUUCUUCCCAGAGUCACCUCGAUGGCUUGUCAAGGUCGGCCGGGAGGAAGAAGCUCGCUACAUUCUACAGCGUCUACGUGGAUCUAGCGGAGAGGACCUCCUCCGAGCGGAAGCCGAGUUCCAGGAUAUUUUGAGCAUCGCAGAGCUAGAGCGGACAGUGGAUCAUGGUGACUCAUAUCUGUCCAUGCUAGUUGGCUACAAAUCAGGUGAUCUUCAUAUCGGCCGUCGUGUACAGUUGGUCAUUUGGCUACAGAUCAUGCAGGAAUGGGUUGGUAUCGCGGGAGUUACUGUUUAUGCACCGACCAUCUUUGGCAUUGCUGGGUUUGAUUCGAUGAAGAGCCAGUGGAUUAGUGGACUGAACAACAUUUUCUACAUGUUUGCUACGCUAGUCUGUGUCUUUACUCUCGACCGCAUCGGUCGUCGGUGGACUUUGUAUUGGGGAGCAGCUGUCCAGGGUAUUGCUAUGUUCCUUGCGGGUGGAUUCUCCCGUCUCGCUAUCGACAACAAGGCAGCCGGUGACAUGGCCAAGGCAUCCUCGUAUGGUGCAGCCGCAGCUUCGAUGAUUUUCAUCUUUACCUCUGCAUUUGGAGCUUCGUGGCUCACAGUCCCUUGGGUUUACCCGGCUGAAAUCUUCCCCCUAGCCGUUCGUGCACGUGGAAAUGCCUUCGGUGUUGUCGGAUGGAGUAUUGGGAAUGGAUGGCUGACUCUAUUGUGUCCCGUCAUGUUCAACGCCAUUGGCGAAAAGACACUCUACGUCUUCGCCGCCAGUAAUGUCAUCGCCAUCCCCAUGGUGUGGGCUCUGUACCCUGAAAGCAACCAGCGCACCCUGGAGGAUAUGGAUCUCCUGUUCGCGGCUAAGACCCCUGGACUUGGGAUGCAGAGAAGACCUUUGCGCGCCUCAAGGCGGAGAACCCAGGCAUGGUCCAGUCUCUCGGUCACAAGGGCAUCCGGAGAUCUGCAGCCCCCAACACCAACCCCAGACCAUCAAGAUCAAGACCCCAAACCCCAGGAAACCCUCCAACCCGCACUACCCACAGCGCAAACAAAAAAAUAUCUCCACCGCAUAUCCAUGCACCCAACACUAACCCCGUAUCGCCGGCGCGUGUAUCGGACGCUCCUGUCCGUCCCGCCAGGUCGGUGGACUACGUACUCGGCGAUGGCGACGUACCUAGGUUCCAGCGCGCGGGCGGUUGGCAAUGCGAUGCGCAGCAAUCCAUUUGCGCCGGAGGUGCCGUGUCAUCGGGUGCUUGCCGCAGAUGGGUCGUUGGGUGGGUAUAAGGGGGAGUGGAAGGUUGAUGCGCAUAAGGGUGGUGGUGGGUUUUGUGAGGAGAAGAGGUUGAGGCUUGAGGAGGAGGGUGUUGUUUUUUUGGACGGGAAGGUUAGGGGAGGGCGUUUUGGGGAAUGGUAA